Funneliformis mosseae is the source of this 323-nucleotide messenger RNA. The record is from the annotation of a GenBank genome assembly. Lineage: Eukaryota; Fungi; Glomeromycota; Glomeromycetes; Glomerales; Glomeraceae.
UUAUUUUUAAUAAUGAAACAAUAGAGGAAAACCUAUUAGAAAUAGAAGCGGUAAAACUUCUGAGCAAAUUACUUGUUAGAACAGCAUUGAGAAUGAAAAAAGUUGAAUCAAAUAAGUUAAAAAAGGAAAGGUCUCAUAUAGUAACUCUGGAAGAAGCUACAAUGAUGGAAGAAAAAUUAGGAAGAGAAGUUUUAUUUUCACGUUCUGAAAUUCAGCAAAAUAUUGGUCAAUUAGAAAACCCAAGUUCAUAUGAAAGUUAUUUUGAUGUAUUACCCAAAAUUAUUUGCGAUUUCUUUCAAGCCUUCAUCAUAGUACUACAAUAA